ACUACCAGUGCUGCUGGGUAAUUUAGCUGCGAGACGACCGACCUCCCAGCUGGCGUUACAUGUAAUAUAUGUAUUAACUAAUAUGUUUUAAUUAACAGGGCUAAGGGUAUCAGCUGUGCGAUUUUAAAUUGUACUCCGAGCGAAGGAGUUAAUCGCUGAAAGAUGGGGGAGUGUAAGAGCAAUCCUCUGGGCCGGGUAACGGUGUACUCCAUCCAGGGCUGCCCACACUGCAUGAAGGCUAAGGCCACUCUUGGGCGUUUGGGAGUACCCGUAUGUGAGGUGGAUAUUGGAAGACAUCCAGAGCUAAGAGCCAAGGUGAAGGAGCUGACGGGACGCAGCACAGUCCCUCAGAUCUUCUUCAACAACAUUCAUGUUGGGGGCAACGAUGACCUACAGAAAUUGGCUCCUGAGGAGCUUCAGAGGUUGGUGAAUCUGGUCAAGGAGGAACCUCUUCCAGCAGAUGCUCCCCCACUACCGGAGGAGAACCAAUCAGAGGACAUAGCUGGGGAGACUGAUGGAGAGAUUAUGUGUGAGAGAGAUGAGUUUGCCGACCUGGUAGAGGACCUCAAACAUGCCGGUGUGAUUGGCAGUCAUAGGAGGGGACUGACAUUAUACAAAAAGAGCUUCUCAGGUGAUCAACUGGUUGACUGGCUGCAGAACGAGAAGGGCAUGGCCAGGGCUGAGGCCUGUAGUGCUGGCCAAGCUUUGUUGCAGAAGAAGUACAUGGUCAGUGUGCGUGGCUGUGGGCGGCAGGACGGCAGCUUUGGAGAAGGCAAAGACACCAUGGACACACUGUACAGGCUGCUGGAGGACGACCCUCACUCGGCCCUCAACGCAGGACAGACGGCAUCCUGCGCUCCCAUCCCUGCUGCUGAGCUCUCUUUGCUUUUACGGGAGAUGAUUCUAAAAUUGUUCUCGGAGCAUCUCUCUGCUGAUGGCAAGUCUGUGGACUACAAAGGCAUGUCGGUGAACCCUGCCUUUGAGCGCUACUCUGAGCUCGCCAUUCAGCUGCAGAGGGUGGAGCUGCUGUCGCUGAGUCGGGAGGAGAAGCUGGCCUUCUUCAUUAACAUCUAUAACGCCUUGGUCAUCCAUGGAAACCUACGCCUGGGGGCCCCCACCAACAUGUGGCAAAGAUACAGAUUCUUCAACUACGUGAGCUACCUGAUUGGAGGAGAAGUGUUCACACUGCAGGACAUUGAGAAUGGUGUUCUGAGAGGGAACAGAAAAGGCGUCGCACAGCUCCUGAGACCCUUCUCCAAAACGGACCCGCGGCUACAAGUGGCACUUCCAGAUGCUGAGCCUCUCAUUCAUUUUGCCUUGAACUGUGGCGCCAAGGGCUGCCCACCAAUUAAAACAUACACUCCCCAGGACAUUGACAGCCAGCUCCGCACGGCGGCUGAGGCCUUCCUGGAGAACGACGACGGCUGUGUGGUGGAUUCUGGGAAAAGAGAAGUGCGACUCAGUCAGAUAUUCAAGUGGUACAAAGAUGACUUUGGAGGCACUGAUGAGAAGCUGCUGAACUGGGUGGUGGAGCACAUGGGCGACUCUCCGAAGAAGACCAGCCUGCAGGGCGUCCUCUCCGCCGGGAAGACCAAAGUCCGCUUCCUCCCCUACGACUGGAGCACCAACAGUACCCACUGAGCACGCACACGCAAAUACACACACGUCCUGCUACACGCUCUCACACGCCUCUUCACAUCUGUCCACUUUCUACUGAGCUGCACCUACUUUAAAUCCAAACGGCUGGUGUCGACGUGCUCGCCUAACGCAGUCUGCCAUGCAAAUGGUUCUGUUCAAACUGUUAAUCCAAGUGGUGAGAGGGGCUCGUUUGCACUCUACCAUAGACUCAUACUUCUCUUGCAGGCUUAUCCUAGCUUUAUGCUCUUACCGUAAGUCCCCACACCCUCUGUUUGGAAGUCAUGUUCUGCAUAUGAGUUGUACAUUCAAGUUGCAUUGGUUUGAAGUAAUAACACCUGAGAGCUUAUUUUAGAAAUCAAGCUGCACACAGAAACUACAGCAGCAUGAUUCAUAGGAAGCAUCUUAUGCUUGUUAAGCGUGUUAUUGACAUCCGUUAUUAAUGUCUCAUGUAAAAUGUCAAAGCCUGAAAAUUGACAUGCUUUUCCACAUCAUAUUUUAGAGUAACUUAGAAAGCCAACCAAAAGCAUGCUGAAUAAUAGUAACAAUCAUCAAUAUGGCUUCUGCUAGUCCUUGUUUUUAAACACCAUGUCAGCAACUCAGGAGUCAUUGACUAUCACGAUCUGUCGAGCACAGCACUCGUUGGGCUAUUCGUGUGGAGCGUUUAAUCAGAGCAGAUGGAGACGAUAACUUGGCUGACCCAAACACACUGCCUUGACAAGCCAUAUCAAAACCCUUUGAACUUACAGACUCGCUCAUGUUUACCAGUUUCUGCAGACUCCCCAUAAAGCCGCUCCACCGUUUCAACGCCAUUUUGAAUCUGCAGAUGUAAACAAGUUGUUGUUUUUCUACAGGGAAGGAAAGUAAUAGCUGUUGCGGUUUUAACACAUAAUCGAAAUGGGACAUUAGUGCGUACGCCCAGUGGAUAUUAAGCACUGAAAUAUAAACACAACUCCGCUUGUGGCUGGAAAACACCAGAUGUCAACUUUUGUAUCCCCUGAAGUCUUUCUUUGUGGAAGGCAUCCUUUUGUAGGAUCCAGUCUCUGAAUUUAAAAUCACACAGCGACUGUGUUCUUGUUUAGGGCGUACAGACAGAUGCAGAACGGUGGCUUUCGCAUGUCUUGAUCAGUUUCAAUUUCUAAGCCCUUGUGGUGUUUUCCGUUUCAUUUGAACCUACCCCCUCUUUUUGAUCCAAGUCUUCCAUUUUGAAUUGGAAAAGUGCUCCUGCUGUGUUUUCAGCACAGCCGUUUAUUAAAAGAUUAUAAUACUGCGAAUUCUUGAAAUAUUUAUCCAACCUGCACCCCUUCGCACCAUUGCACUUUGCAUGCACCUUUGAAUGCUCUUGAGACAUAAUUGUACCGCACUCCAGGGUGUCUGAGGGAAUUGAAAAAAAGUCUUUAAAAUAUUCUUCAUUAGUCAACUCAGUGGUCAUGGAUACAGUUAAAUGUAGCAGUUUAAGUUUGGAUUAGUUUGCAGGUUUGGGUGUGCUGAGUUUGUGCCUACACAGGCCCACGACACUGUACAAGCAUCCUUUUUUUUCCCAAUUUUCAAACCCAACUUCAUUGUUUAUCCAUCAUACUGGGCCUUAAAACUUUGUAAGACUUCUUUGUUUUUAACAUGAUACAUGUACCAGUGUGAUGAUCACAGAUGAAGUUAAUAUAAUUACUGUAUAUAAGGAGUGUGUGGCUUGGAAAAAACUCAGUUUAGGGUUCUUUUCUCUGUUUCCGUAAUUCAAAGAUUUACUUAUCUCAGGUCAAAGAAAAAUGAGAGCGGAAACAUUAAGCUGUUCGAUGCAAUUAACGCACAUGUCCGUUGCAUGUUGUGUAUAGUCCUUAUAAUUUCAUGUGCUCAUUCUGCAUUCUGCCAUUCUCCCUUUUGUGAAGACUUUGUCUCAUGCACAUUACUGUAACUGUCAGUUUCUUUUCCUCUCAGCUACAAGCAGCACCAAAGCAUAUGGUUAAAUUAGCAUGUGUUAAAACUGGAAUGCAUUUACGGCAUGAGUUGCUGGAAAACUGUUCAGUCUUGAAUGCUGGCCUGUAGCAGGGCUGCCUCUGUCACUGCUUUGUUUCUAGCCUGUAAGCUCAGCCACUAACAAUAGUUGGACCUUAACACGUACCCCCACUUUGACAAACAAAGUGUCAUUUAGACCUGAAUAUCAGAAAACAGCAGUGUAAACCCAAAUAUUGUGAAGCUGGUCAUCAUUAAACUGUCUACUAAAAUGUGCAUCGUAUAGUCUGAACAACAGACUGCACUUUUCCUGUGAAUACAUGCCUUCAGUGACAAGUGCACCCUUGGUUUACUAAACUUAACUCCAUUAUUCAGUGACUGAGAGUGAAACAAAAAGGGGAGGUUUUAUUCACUAUAUUGAUGAGUUCUGUCCUUUUUCAAAAUUACCUCAUGUAUCAGGAAAAUGUGAUGCAAAAACUUUUUUAAAUAAGCAAUUCUAAUUUAAUCAUUAUAUUUUCCUCUUUCCUGGGGUUAACAAUGAAGCAAUAUGUUUAUGAAUAGUAAAUAUGCAAUGCUGAACUUAAAAAAUAAAAUAUAUUAUGA
Molecule: messenger RNA, 4185 nt
Organism: Chelmon rostratus (copperband butterflyfish)
Lineage: Eukaryota; Metazoa; Chordata; Actinopteri; Chaetodontiformes; Chaetodontidae
Exons: 11
Coding region: 163-1641 (492 amino acids)
Biological process (GO): intracellular signal transduction; cell redox homeostasis
Molecular function (GO): electron transfer activity
Source: RefSeq, a predicted model, not a curated record